GGGAGGAGGGGAAAGGGCGGAGGCAGGGACACGGAGCGGCGGGACACGAGGAAAGGGGGGAAGGGCCACGGGCCCGAGAGAAAGAGGAAAAGCAAGACGGCGGGGGGGAGAGCCCCGGAGGCCGCCACAGGACGGACAAAAGCCAAAACCGGAAGGGACAGCGACGAGAGAACGCGGAAGAAGCGGGACAAGAGGGCCAAGGAGAGGCGAGGCAAAGCCGGGGAGGAGACAAGAGGGCCGAAGAGCCGAAAGGGGGCACGGCCAAGAAAGAGGGGAAACGCGCAGCAAGGGGGCGAAGGAGGAGGAGGACAAGAAAAGACAAGAAGCGCACAAGCGCCAGGAAGAAGGGGGAAGAGGGCAAAAGGCGCGCAAAGGAAAGGUGGGCAGACAGGGAAGCGCGAAGGAGCAAAGGGCGGGGAGAGAGGAGGGAGCGGGGCAAAAAGAGGAGCCAAAAAGAAAGGAAGCGCAAAAGCCGACGAGGCGGACCAGCGGCAGGGGAGAGGAAGGGACGGCGAGGCGCGAGCACCGAGAGCGAAGAAGGGGGCAACAGACAAAGGAGGGAGGGAGCGAAAAGCAGAGGAGGCGAAAGGAAGGCCAAAGAGGAGGAGGGGCAGGAAGCGCGAAAGGCGGCGCGAAGGCCGAACAACCGGCAACCGCCAGGGCAGGAGAAAAGAAGGGGGAGGGGAGGACGGACGAACAGGGGCGCGGGGGGCAAAAAGGGAGAAGGGGAGGCGAAAAGGAGACAACAAAAAGGCGGCGCGGGAAAAGGCAGCGCGCGCAGAACACAAGAAGAAAAAGGCGAAGAAAAGAAGGAGGGGGCGACAAGGGCCGCAAACCCGGACAGGGGAAAAGAAAGGGCCGGAGCCGAGCGGGAGCAAGGAGCAAGGCAAAAAGGGGGAAGCGACGCCGAACAAAGCCGAAAGCAAAAGGGGCAAGCGCGACAAAAGAAAAGCGCGCGGGAGCAACGAACCAAACGAAAAGGAGGAGGGCGGAGGAGGCAGCAGCAAGCGAGGAAGGCAGGCGGGGAGGAGACGGCGGCGGGCAAGGGAGGGGAGGACAAGGGAAGAGGGCGGAGGGCGCGGGAAGCAGAGGAGAAGAGGGAACAGCGAAGGCGGGCAAGGCGGGGAAGGCGGGGCGGGAAGCGAGGGACAAGCGAAGGCGAGAAGGGCAAGAGAGGAGGCGCACGCAGCCGCAACGCAAGGAGCGCAAGAAGAGGCGAAGCGGGAAAAAGAAGAAAGGAAGAAAAAAGGGCAAGAGGCGGGACGGGAAGGGAGGAAAGGGAAGAAGGAAAAGAGGCAGCGGCAAGAAGAGGGGAAAGCAAGAGAGGGGAGAGAACAGAAGCGGAGAGCAACGAGGGCGACGGGCACGAAGGCGGCGAAAAGAGAGAGAAAAGGGGGAGCAGGCAAAAGCCAGCAGGAGAGAGAACCGGAAGCGGGGAGGACGCCACAGGGCGCAAACCCCGCAAAAGCGGACGAAGGCGACGACGACGGGAAAGAAGAAAGGGCAAGGGGGAAAAGGGGGAAAAGGAGCCAGAAGCAGGACAAGAAGACGCCAGAGGAGCGAGAGAAAGGGAGAAAACCAAAGAGGGGGGAGGGGCAGAGGGGGGGAGGCAAAGGGGAGGCAGAGGAAGGAGAAAGGCAGCGAAAAGCGGGGGAGGAGCGGGCAGAGGAAGGAAGGGGCGAGGAGAGGCACGACCAGCAAGGCGGGCAGAGGGGGAAGAAAAGAGCAAGGGGGGGGGAAGAAGCCAGACACGGGGGGGGGAGGAAAAAGCACAGAGCAAAAAGGGCGGCGGGACGAAGAAAGGGCACAAAAGGGGAACAAGGGGCAGAGGGAGGGGGGGGAGACGAAGGAGACGGGGGAAGAGGAGGGGGGGCAGGGAAGGGAGGAGGGGGAAAGGAAGGCGCGAGAAAAGCCCAGCCCGCAGCCAGAAGAAGGGGGGAAAGGCGGGGAAGAAGAAGGGGGGAGGACGGGGGGAGGAGGGAAGGAGGGGCCAAGGGGGAGCAAGGGACGGGGAAGGGGGGAAGCAAGGGCAAAAGAAGGAAAGGGGGAAAGGCGAACCAACGCCAGGACACAACAAAGGGAGCCACCCAGGACCAGGCACCCAGGGGAACCAGAGGGAAGAGGGCGCAAAAAGCACCCGCCAGAAGGAAGGAGGGGGAAGAGCAGGAAGGCGGGAAAACAAGAGCAGCGACCAGGGAAGCAGGGGGCACGGGGGAGCGAGCGCAAAGGGAACCAAAAGAAGGGACGAAGCCGCAAGGAGCCGGAGGGGAGAAAGGCGAGGCAAGAGAGCGAGCAAGGCAAAAGAAAGGAGGGGGGGGAACGGGGGCCAAGACCGCGAACCACAAGGGGGGAGGAACCAAAGGGGGCGGCCGGAACAAAGCAAACGAAGAAGGCGGGAGGGGGAGGAAGAAAGCAAGGCGCGGGGCAAAAGGAGACGCGCAAGAAGAAGGAAGAGAGGGGGAGGAAACGGGGCACCGGGGCCCGACGGGAAGCAAGCAGAAGGGGCCGAGCCGACGCCGCACACAAAGAGGGCACCGGGGAGCAAAGGGACGGGAAAAGCGCAGGCGGGAAGGGGCGACGCGAAGAAGAAGGGGAGGGCGAACAACCCCCAGGGGGGGAGGGGAAAAGGCGAAGGGGGAGAAAGGCGACAAACGGAAAAAGGCAGGGGAGGGGGGGAAACAAGCACCGCGAGCGGGGGAGGAGACGGGGCAAGGGGCGGGAGAAGCGGGGGAGGCACCAAAGGCCGGGGGGACAAAACGCGAGGGAGAAGGCAAGAGGGGGAGCAGAGGGGAGGAGGGCAAAGAGAGGGGGAGGAGAGGAGGGGGAAGCACGAACAAGGCGGGGGGGGAGAAAGGGGCGAAGCGGAGGCAGAAGAAAGGCGAAAGGAGCAGGAGGGGGGAAGGGAAGGACGGCGGGGGCGGACAAGGCAAACAACGGAAAGAAGGAGGAGGCAGCAAGCAAGCAAAGGACACCCGCGACGGGAGAAAGAAGGGGGGCCGGGAGGGAAAAGCAGCGAGCAAAAGGCCAAGGAGCACAGCAAGAAGGCGAGACAAAGAGGAAGAGGGAAAGGAGGGCGAGCAAACAAAAGAGAGAGGAAGGAGGGGGGCGCGGCGAGAGCGGACG
Ipomoea nil (Japanese morning glory) is the source of this 3123-nucleotide messenger RNA. RefSeq names its product ribosome-binding protein 1-like. The annotation marks the transcript as partial. The transcript is spliced from 2 exons. NCBI's taxonomy places the organism in Eukaryota, Viridiplantae, Streptophyta, Magnoliopsida, Solanales, Convolvulaceae. The record is from RefSeq and is a predicted model, not a curated record.